Hansenula ciferrii is the source of this 1227-nucleotide messenger RNA. RefSeq lists its product as uncharacterized. The coding region runs from base 1 to 1227 and encodes 408 amino acids. The transcript has a single exon. NCBI's taxonomy places the organism in Eukaryota, Fungi, Ascomycota, Saccharomycetes, Phaffomycetales, Wickerhamomycetaceae. The record is from RefSeq and is a predicted model, not a curated record.
AUGUUACAAGGUUCCUCUUCUAAAGUUGAAGUGGAAUUGAUCAGCGCCAUGAAACCGACUCAUACUGGUAAGCUCCCAAUGGAUAUCUGGUAUCUUUUAACAAAGAAAUAUCAUAUUGAUCCAAAAUUGUUAAUGAGAAUCAAUAAUACAUUUUAUCAAGCAUUCGCUCCAGAUAUUUAUAAAGAUUUCAAAGAUUUACAAAUAUUAUUGGUUGCUAGUAAUACAAAGAAGAUGAGAGAAAGUGAUGCUUGUUUCUUAAAAUAUGGUCCUGAUUUCCCACAUAAACCUUAUGAAAGUUAUAAAAUAUAUGAAAGACAUAAACAAAGUGCACAUUAUGAAUAUGAAUUAUUAGAUGUGAGAUCUAAAAAGGAUUAUUCUAAUUAUAAAAGUCGACCUGCGAAAAUUAUAACUGAUCCAAAUAAGAUAAAGUUUCUUUUUGAAACCAUUUUAACAAAUCCAAAGUCUUUAUUGAAAGCUACAAUCAAGCAUUUAACUGUCGAUGUUUCAUUGUUGUAUGGCUAUUAUGAUAUUGUUCAUUCAAAAAAAUCUUUAGCUAAAAAAGCUUUGAAAAAAGCUGGUAGAAAAAUAUCAGUAAAGAAACUAAAUGUUGAACUACAACCAUUUAUUACUGCAGAACUUUAUGAUAGCUUCGAUGAGGAUAGAUGGGGUGAAAAUAUUAAUGUACAAUCUAGUUUUAGUAGAUUUGAAAAGACUCAAGCUGGUAUAGUUUCAAAUAACAAAUUUCCCAAAAAUGUUUACUUCAAAGAAAUGCUUCAUCUCUCCCCAGUUUUUGAUUAUUACUACAAUGAUUUAAGAGCCAGUAUGAGAAAAAUAACAAAUUUUGAUGAUCUCAGGUAUUUGCAGAAUCCAUUUGUGGAUUUUCCCUGUAGGUUUGGGAGUUUGGAAUCUAAAUAUUUGAUUAGAAAAAAAGGGGACAGCUAUAUUAAGAAAAUUCUCGAGCAUACUACCAUAAUUACCCAUGAAAUUGAGAUAUACAAUAGACAGUUUAUUAAAUCCAAUGAUUUCAAUCUGUUGAUAUCAAAGAUUGUGGAAACCAUGUCUUCUGAAGUGACUUGUCAAGAUAUUGAUACAUCUCUCUUGAUUAUAGGAGAUAAGGAAGAUAGUAAUACAGAUGGGCAAGCUUUCUCAAUGUCAUCUGAGAGCUUGGGCGAUAUUGUGGAGCUUAAACCUGUGGUUACGCUUGUGAAUAAGCCAGCCAAAAGAUGA